Messenger RNA from Psilocybe cubensis, 1659 nucleotides. RefSeq lists its product as uncharacterized. Lineage: Eukaryota; Fungi; Basidiomycota; Agaricomycetes; Agaricales; Agrocybaceae. Gene Ontology annotation, molecular function: acid phosphatase activity. The record is from RefSeq and is a predicted model, not a curated record. Bases 1 to 1659 code for a protein of 552 amino acids. The transcript has 10 exons.
AUGCACAGUCUCGGUCUGUUCGCUUUAAUCAGCUUGUUGCCCUACCUCGUCGUCGCGCAACGUGCAUCGACCUUUGCAGGCGCGACUACAACCGCUGUGUUCCCCCCACCCAAUGCUGGUAUUGCAGCAACCGACACGAACUUCCCCGAUGGCUCUAAAGUUGGAUUCCCAGGUCCAACGCGCACCGGAGACGAAGCAGCAGCAAUAGAGACUGCACCUGUGGCUGCCAAAGUCGACAGCUUCUUCCCCCUGAUCAAUGGGGGUGCUGAAGAUAGCACACCGAUGGACCCCUUCGACGUCUUGGUGCACCUCGGAAAUUUGAGCCCUUUCCAAUCCGUCCCAUCAUCGGCGUUUGGUCUGCCUGGAGCAUCUCCUCUCAUUCCUGAGGGAUGCGACAUCGUACAGGCCCACCUUCUUCACCGCCAUGGUGCGCGUUACCCCACUGCUGACAGUGGUCCCCCAGGAUUUGCAGCCAAGGUCAAUGCCGCUGCUAAUUCGGGAUCUGGGUUCUCGGCGAAAGGCGAUCUCAGUUUCUUGAACACUUGGACUUACAAACUCGGUGGUGACAUUUUGACACCUUUUGGUCGCUCACAACUCUUCAACUUGGGUGUUGGGUUCCGUGUCAAAUAUGGCCAAUUGCUGAAAGGAUUCAAGAAUCUACCCGUCUUCCGAACAACCUCCGAAGCGCGUAUGCUUGACUCCGCUCUCCACUUCGCUACGGGUUUCUUCGGUGUACAAAAGUACCAAGAUAGUUAUCACCAACUUAUCACGAUUGAACACGGGGGAAAGCAGAACAACACCCUUGCCCCUUACGAGUCUUGCACUAACGGACUGAAUGAUGUCGCCGCGUUCGGUGACAUUCAAAGCCAGAAAUGGGCCCAGAUCUACUUGGCCCCUGCAGUAAAGAGGCUGAACGCAAACCUCAGGGGACUGCAACUCAACGUGACGGACUUGUUUGCUAUGCAACAACUCUGCGCUUUCGAGACCGUCGCCCUUGGAUAUUCCUCUUUCUGCGACCUGUUCACUGAGGAGGAAUGGAGAGGAUUCGAAUAUCAAAGCGAUCUUCAAUUCUGGUACUCUUUCGGACCCGGUAACCCCGCAUCCAGCGCCAUGGGUAUCGGCUACGUCCAGGAACUCGUUUCACGACUCACCAAGACGCGCAUCACGACCUUCGACACCACAGUCAACGCCUCGAUUGUGACGAGCGAUAUUCUCUUCCCACUAGACCAACCUAUUUACGUUGACGCAACCCACGACACGAUUCUGACGGCUAUUUUCGCUGCCAUGAACCUUACGACUCUUGCUGCCAACGGACCUCUGCCCACCGACCACAUUCCAAAAGGCCAGACAUUCUUCGCCAAUCAACUCGCACCCUUCGCAGCCAACGUCGUCGGCCAAGUCCUCUCCUGCCCGGCCUCCUCCAAGCCCACACACAUCCGCUGGAUAAUCAACGACGGCGUCGUCCCGCUCACAGGCAUCAAAGGAUGCAAGCCCGACAAAAACGGCAUGUGCGAGAUCAACACGUUCAUCGCGGGCAUGAAGCAGCGCAUGCAGGAGAUCGACUUCAACUUUGACUGUUUCGCGAACUACACCGUGCCUAUUCCUGAUGACAUCGUCAAUGGGCAGUACCCGCAGAACUUGAAGCCUAAGAAGAAGUAG